AUGAAACUGACACGCAAAAUUAGACCAGACUCUCUACUGGUUGCAAGCUGAACGCCAUCACCUGCUCUUGUGGCUCCUGUUUUUCAAAUCAUGUCAGUGUUGGCGUGGCUACUUUGGACAUUGUUUCGCGGAAUAGCUCUGGGAGGUCCAGUUCAGCGCAUGACAUGGUCUGAAGGGGUAAAUCCAGUAGUUAAAACAGAUGUAACUGGAGCUCCACGCCCCUCAUUCGUCCACCUGCCCGUGUUCCAGCACGCACCAGGGCCACUUGUAGCACGAGAGCUGUUUCGGCCUGUUCCUCACAAAAGACCACUUCCCACCGGACUGACUGCACUGCUGUUACCCUCAAAAAGGCGACACCAGAGUAUCCAGGGGACAGGUACACGCGCUGUGGAGGUCUGGUGCGGUAUCGAUAAAAUCUCUGUGCGCGUGGACCGCUUCCAGCUGCGCGCCUGGACCGUUCCAUCCCUCUUCCGACUUGGCUCAUGCCAGGCCAGCAGAAUUAGCACCCGCUUCCUGUAUUUCCAUUACAGACUGACAGAGUGCGACGGAGAAGCUAAGGUUGUUGGUGGUCAGCUAGUGUAUACCUACACUCUGUGUUAUACUCCACCUCCGCAAGGCUACAUCAUCAGAGUUCUACCACUUAACUUUCCCAUCCACUGCCAUUACAACAGGUUUCAUUACUCUUAUCAAGUUGGCUUCAGACCUCAGGUUCAGCACACAACCUUUAUGAAGAGCAUCAGGAGUAAACUCAGCUUCAGCCUGACCGUCUGUAAUGCCCAGUGGGAGCCCCUCCCUCCAGACCACUGGUUCUUUUUAGGGGAGCCAGUGUAUUUUGUGGCCCGGACAGGAGCUCUGUUGGCUGGAGAGAGGCUUUACGUGGACUCAUGCUACGCCACAAGCUCUAAGGAUGCAAACAGCAUGCCCAAAGUGGAUAUUAUUACUAACUAUGGCUGCAUGAAAGACAGCCAGAGGGAGGGCAGCAGCUCCUGGUUCCUAUCAGGAGGGAGCAAUGUGCUAAAGUUCGCGGUGGAUGCCUUUCUUUUUAGGGCAGUCUCACAAAUCCUGUACCUCCACUGUUCAAUGUCAGUCAGCCUUGCCACUUCCUACACCUCAAAGUCCUGCAACUACAACACAGCAGCUGGAAGGUGGGAGGAGCUGGAAGCACCACCCUCAGUAUGUUCCUGCUGUGAUUCCAUCUGCACUGACAUACAGGACUCUGUCAAGAACACGGUCAGCAGUCCUGGCUGGCUCAUUCAACAAAAGGAUGAAGACAAACCAAGGAUGAGGGCAAUAUCUUUUCAAGCAGAAGAGGGAACAGAAUGGGUGGAUCUGGAAGAGAAGAGGGAAAAAAGUAUGGACAAGAGCCUUAAAAAAUUAAAGUCAUUUCCACAAGAGACAGAAAUUGGUCAUGAUGAGGAAAAAGAAGUGGCCAUUCCUAAGAAGACGUCAGUGCUCCCUGCUGAGAAGAAAGAAUGGAGGAUCAGUACUGCAGUCAGCCAGCAGGGAAAGAGAGAUAUGGAGGGGGACACAGAAGAGGUGGUUAUGGAGAAGGCAGACAGCCAGCUGACAGAAUUAACAGAUGGAAUCAUUAUGUCUGACCAGACCAGACCAGAGGAGUAUGAGAUGGUUCAGGACAGGGAGGAGGUCUCUAGUACCAAAAGUGGAUCUUUCAGUGACAACAUUAGUACUAUCACUUCAGUAGAUGCUUCUGUUACCACCACCAUCACUAUGAUAAAUUCCAGUUUUGGUAUUGAUUAUGAUAAUACAAGUGAUCAUGGUAAUGCUGAAAAUGUUUCCACAGCUGUAAUCCCUAUCAUUAAACUUUGUUCUAACAGUAAUGAAAUGAGUUGCAGUGCCACUAACAGUACAAUCAAGCCUGAAAGGGGUAACAGUAGUGCUGGACAUGGUACCAUGUAUACUGCUAUUAGUGCAGAGAACUUGACCCCCUAUAAAGUAAGAUCUACAUCAGAUACUAGUAGAUUUGGUCCGGUUAGGGAUUUAAAUGUCCAUGACAGUCCAUUUGAUGGUAGACUGAAGACAUUAGCUAGGACACAUUCUGCCACCACUAACUAUGGAAUUGCCUCCUCUGGUUUUCUUGAUGUCAGAAAGUCAGGAAAAAGCAGGCUUGGGUUAGAUAAUUUGGACACUCUUCUGUGGUCAGAACAGGUCAAGACCGCUAAUAAAACAGUGGAUACAAUGUCUGAGAGAAUACCAAGACAAGCAGGUUAUUCUGUUAACAGUAAAGGACCAGAUGGUGGUAGUGAAAUUCACCACAGUCUACAUAUCAGAGGGUUAGAAUCAGACCAGUCUGUUCAUCCACCUGGGUUCAGGGACCCAGUCUGUGUAGAUGGGCUACUUAGUGGGUCUGACUGUGAUUCUAGAAUUGAAGAAGGUGAAGUUCUCCAUCAAAGUCAGUUUACCGAAGCAGUGGAGACAAAUAAAGAAGUACAAGGAUUUUCUGGUACCAGAUCAGACAGCGUCACUUCUGGUUCUGCUAGCUCAGAGCAAAUACAUCAAGACAUCCCCAGUCAUUCUGCUGUGGUGACAGUUAUUACUACACUGCAAGGCUCGGAGAGCAACCACAUGACUGAGAGGGAGUGGGCUGAAAUGGUGCAAGGAUGGGGCCUGCAGAGUUUGGGGUUUGUGGUGGAGCAGCCAACUGAGGUGGAAGAGGAGUUGAGACAGAAGGAGAUGGAUGACUGCUUUGUGGAUAAGAUGAACAGACUUGCUCUCUUAGGGGCUUGAUAGAUCAGGUGUUGACGUUUCCGCUUGUGGGAAUGAAUGAAUUAACCACGGCACAAAGUAGUAAUAUGACAGAUGUUUGAUAUUGGAGGAAUAAAUAUAAAUGGCAGUGUGCAAUCUAAUCCAAUAGCCUGCCCAUAAAUUCUACCUUAAUUAAGCUUAUUAUAUUCAUUUUUUGUUGAUUGGUUCAUUGAAUAUUAGAAACACCUGUCAUAUUCAUGUUAUCCAGUAUAUCACCAGAAACCACAUCUUCUAAAUUGACUAUUUAAAAAAAGUCUGAGGUCAGGUAGAGAGAGUGAAGUGAGGUCAAGGAGUAGUUGAAGGUCAUAGUGGGGGCAUGGCCUGGAAUUCAUACAAACAAGCAGCAGCAGGCAUUUCCUGAUUUUUCAUGAAUUGAAAUUGUAGCAGACCCUGGUGUUCACCUGGCUGUAUCCAUGCAGACAUGUUGAUGAAUAAACUCCUCUUACUCCUCUUA
This is a messenger RNA of Thunnus maccoyii (southern bluefin tuna), 3217 nucleotides long. RefSeq names its product zona pellucida sperm-binding protein 3-like. The coding region runs from base 91 to 2745 and encodes 884 amino acids. The record is from RefSeq and is a predicted model, not a curated record. Lineage: Eukaryota; Metazoa; Chordata; Actinopteri; Scombriformes; Scombridae. Gene Ontology annotation, biological process: positive regulation of acrosome reaction; binding of sperm to zona pellucida; egg coat formation. Gene Ontology annotation, molecular function: acrosin binding. The transcript is spliced from 8 exons. Gene Ontology annotation, cellular component: extracellular matrix.